Molecule: messenger RNA, 1521 nt
Organism: Arabidopsis arenosa
Lineage: Eukaryota; Viridiplantae; Streptophyta; Magnoliopsida; Brassicales; Brassicaceae
Source: the annotation of a GenBank genome assembly
ACUCCUCCCAAACUUCUCUCAAGUUAUUUCCAAGCGGUGAGAUUUCAAGGAGAAUGGAUUCAAUCAACCAACGAGACAGAAUAUCAAGUUUACCAGAUGUAGUUCUGGUUAUGAUCCUCUCUUUCUUGUCCUUCAAGGAUAAUAUAAAGACGAGCGUUCUCUCGAAGCGCUGGAGGAACCUUUGUUAUGAAACAGGGAACAUUUCCUUUAAGGAAUCAGAGUAUGUGGACCACUCUGUCUCCGACUUCUGGUCCAAAAGGGUGUCAUUUGUUCACUAUAUGCUCAACUGGGUCUCUAGAGUUCCCAUUGAGGUUAUCAAAAGUUUUGAAAUUUGUCUCGGUUAUCCUGUUGGCUUCGAGGCAGAGAUCAAGUAUUUGAUUGAGUUUUCCAUCUCAAGACAAGUGAAGAACCUAGUUCUUGACUUCUCAAGCCCUUAUUGGAGAAACACAUGGGAUGGGUUAAGAUAUGAUGACUUUGUUAUUGAAUUGCCUACACUCUCUUACGGUCUACAAACCCUCGAAUCAUUGAAGAUUUACGCAUGCUGGUUUGACCCCUCGAGAUUCGAAAACUUAGGACUAAGAAAGCUCUCUAUUGGUUGGUUCAGACUCAAAAAGAUCGAAUCUCUGCUAUCAAAGUGCCCUUUGCUUGAGAGUUUGAGUAUCAUCUCUUGUUACCUUGAUGAGGUUAUGUUAGCUGGGAAUAUUAGAGAAUUGAUCAUGGAGAACUGCAUUAUCCCUACCAUGUAUUGUGCGUUAAACCUACCUAACAUAGACAUCUUCAAAUACUCCGGAAAUGUUAUCGUCUUUGAUUUUCAGAAAGUGAAUAUGAUACUACUAAAAGAGGUGUACUUAGAUUUUGGAAUAGAGCAUGAUAAUGACGAACCAAUCUAUUCAACUAAUAAAGAAGCUGGAGAUAUUCUUUCCCAUCUGCUUAAUGAUCUUCGGUCUUCUAGGACCUUGACUGUCUGCCCUUAUCUCCUUGAGGUGAUUCCAGAAUGUAACGAUCCGGUUGAUAUGCUUCGUGAUGUGGUAACACAACAUCUGGUGCUAGAAACGCUUCUACAUCCGAAGGAGUUUACAGGAAUUAGGCUCCUUCUCGAUCAUUGCCCGAACUUAGAGACCCUCACUUUGGAGCUUCUUUGUCCAAGACCUUUCCCUAUGCCUUCAUGUGGUGGCAUAAGUUCACAGACACUUUGGCUGGAAAACAUUUCAUCGAGGCCGGAGCAUGGGUAUGCAUUGGAAAGAGUUGAACUCUACAUGCCGACUUGGCUGAAAGGAACUCAAAGGCAGUGGGCACACUUUGGAGCCGUGAUGUUGCAAAGCACUUCAAAUCGAGUACAAGUUGUUUUGCACAACGGUUGGUGCAUUCGUUGAUGUUUUCAAGUUGAAUUUAUCGACACCUAAGGUUGGAACUUUUGGUAUCUUGGUUUGUUUGAUUUAUGAAUAAGAGCCUCGGAAUAACGAGGACUUGGUUUUGGUUUUCUCUGCAAACCAAAAACAAUAAUAAAUAUUUGAGUAAUCA